Scheffersomyces amazonensis is the source of this 1252-nucleotide messenger RNA. RefSeq lists its product as uncharacterized. The coding region runs from base 256 to 1110 and encodes 284 amino acids. Lineage: Eukaryota; Fungi; Ascomycota; Pichiomycetes; Serinales; Debaryomycetaceae. The record is from RefSeq and is a predicted model, not a curated record. The transcript has a single exon.
AAUAAUAAAUUGAAGAAGCGCAAAAUUUCAAACAACUGUUGUGGACAACGGGCCAAAGUUAAAUCGAUUUCGAAGACAUACGAUAUACCACACUUCUAAAAUUAAUAAUUUGAAUUAAUUAAUUCGAUUCAAUAUUAUAAUUCCUUUGUAUACAAUUGAAUUUAUUAUAAGAGUUAUAAAUCCGUUAUUCAUAUAGAAGACUUAAUUAUUAAAUUAUUGAUCUAAGGAAUUACCAUACAUAGAUAGUUAAUAAGAAUGAAAUUAUUUAAUAUAGCAUCAUUUUUAACUAUAUCAACUUCAAUAGUUGCUGGUACUCAAUGGUAUCCCUUGGAUAUAAAGGGAGAAAUCCCAGCUACUUUUACUCCUUAUAAAAGAGGUGAUAAUGUUUAUUUGGAUUGUAUUUCUAGAAAUAUUGAUAAUGGUGAACAUAAAUUUGAUGAACAAGAUAAAAUUAUAUAUGGACCAUUCCCAACUUGUAAAGAAACAGGUAAACCAUUAAAUUUUAAAUAUGGAAUUAGUGAAGAUUUCAAUUGUACAAUUACAUUCAGUGAUGAAUUAUAUCAUUUAUUUCAAUUAUAUAUUCAUGAAGAUGUUCCUUUUAGUUGUCGAUUACCUAUAAGUAGUGAAUCACAUUAUUUAGAACAAGGUGGUGCUUACAUCCCAUUAACAUUUAACUUUAGAGGUGAAAUUCAUGAUAGUCAUCUCGAUAUUGAUCCUACAUUGAAUGUAUUAAUUACUAAACCAGCCAAUAAUAAUGAAGAUGAAAAUACAUUUAUUAGUGCUGUUGCAUAUUCAUCAGGUACAAAUGCUACAAGAAUAGUCAUUGGUGAUUCCUUAACUUUAAGUGUAGCUGUCAGAUUCUUAGAUCAAUUGAAAGUGACAAGUUCAGGUACAACUCCUGCUGGAUUACCUUAUGCUGAAGGAUUCUAUAAGUUUCCUAUUAAUUUUACUCCAAUAAGUCCAACUUCAUCUGCUAUACUUUUAUUUAUGGCAGUACUAAUUACAGGUAUCAUUGUAUUUGCUGCAACUUAUAAUUAUCUCUCCAAGAGAUUAAUUAAGUCUCAUAAGUAUAAGUCAGUUGAUUCUGAAGCAUUCACAAAAAUGGAUUAAUUUACGUAUUAAUCAAAUAAGUCAGAUUACUUAUAGUACUUUAAUUUUUUAUUCUAUCGAUAGUAUAAACGUAUAUCAUUUAUAAUCUAAUUAACUAUUGAUGUUGCAGUCUAAUUUUCUUUAUAUACCUUAAUUUACGCGC